Messenger RNA from Vanessa atalanta (red admiral), 938 nucleotides. RefSeq names its product mediator of RNA polymerase II transcription subunit 7 (gene MED7). The record is from RefSeq and is a predicted model, not a curated record. The transcript is spliced from 3 exons. Bases 147 to 809 code for a protein of 220 amino acids. Gene Ontology annotation, molecular function: transcription coregulator activity. Gene Ontology annotation, cellular component: core mediator complex; mediator complex. Gene Ontology annotation, biological process: regulation of transcription by RNA polymerase II. NCBI's taxonomy places the organism in Eukaryota, Metazoa, Arthropoda, Insecta, Lepidoptera, Nymphalidae.
UGUCAAUUUGUAAAUGUAACAACGCUCGUAGUGCUUAUUUAUCUUUGUUAAAAGCUUUGGAGCUGUACAUCAUUUUUGUUAUUAAAAAAAUAUAUAAUAUUUUUUUAUGUUAGAAUAAAACAAUUAUUUUCUAGUGAAAAUAUAUAAUGUCUUCAGAAACAACUCAAGUCAGUUCUUUACCAUUGCCUCCUUUGCAAUACAUUAAUUUUUAUACUGAUGAAAAUGUUCGAAGAAAUAGAGCCCCUUUGGCUCCAAGGCCCAUACAUGAUUCUUACCAGAUGUUUGGACAUACAUUUAAUGCUGAUGAUACGAUAAUAAGAUCUCUAGAAAGCCAGGGAUUUCGGCGCCUUUAUCCAAUGCACUUUGAAAGAAGAAGAGAAUUGAAGAAGUUGAAUCACUCAUUAUUAGCCAAUUUUUUAGACCUUUUAGAUUUAUUGGUUCACUGUCCUGAUUCUCCUAAAAGAGCAGAGAAAGUUGAAGAUCUAAGUUUAUUGUUUAUCCACAUUCAUCACCUUUUAAAUGAAUUUAGGCCACACCAGGCAAGAGAAACAUUGAGAGUGAUGAUGGAAUUACAAAAACGUCAAAGAGUCGAAACAGCUAUGAGAUUUCAAAAACAUUUGGAUAAAGUACAAGAUAUUUUACAAAAUGCACUUCAGAGCUUGCCAGAUCAAAAUGAUAUGGAAUCCAACUUUAAAGUACCUACAGAGAUAUUAGAACAUAUGGACUGCGGUCCAAUUGAUAGUGCUAAUCUAGACCCCUGUUAUGAGCUUGAUAGAAUUAUGUGUAAUGUAGUUGAUAAUAUGAGAUAAGUGAAUUUGUAAAUGGUAGGUUCAGUUUUGCAUAUUAAUAAAGCACCUCUAUAAAUCCUACAUGAUUACAUUACUAAGGUCUACCUUUUUUCCUUAACUGUAUUUUAGUAUAAUUAAUUAUGUUAUUGA